Xyrauchen texanus (razorback sucker) is the source of this 694-nucleotide messenger RNA. Its product is annotated as beta-catenin-like protein 1. Lineage: Eukaryota; Metazoa; Chordata; Actinopteri; Cypriniformes; Catostomidae. The record is from RefSeq and is a predicted model, not a curated record. Gene Ontology annotation, cellular component: spliceosomal complex. The annotation marks the transcript as partial. The transcript is spliced from 5 exons.
AUGGUAUUGGGCAGCCGACUCCUCUUUCCUGUGUGUAAUGAUGACAAAAGCUUUCCCGGGGCAGAGCUCGGAGAUAACACACUUAUCUCAGACCUCUCGUCUGCACCUCUCAUCCUCUCCCUCUCCCUUAGGCUGUAUUCCUCACCGAAGGCACUUUAUUCCGCCACUAAUAACACCCCUCUUUUCCCUCUCCUGGUGGCCGUGCUCCCCGGAGUCACCUUAAAGACCUGCGACAUCACAGAUCUGACAGAGCGUUUCCUGUUGCCGUCUCUUGAUGAUUGUGUCCCCUCCGUUUACCCACAGAAACACAUUUGCUCCAUAAUCGCCUCCAUGUUGAGGAACCUGAAAGCACAGCAGAGAGGUCGACUCCUCAGCAAGUUCACAGAGAACGACUGCGAGAAGGUGGACAGACUCAUGGAGCUGCAUUUUAAGUACCUGGAUGCGGUUCAGCUCGCAGACAAGAGAAUUGAAGGAGAGAAGCACGAUUUGGUGCGUCGUGGCGAGAUCAUCGAUGAUGUGAUGGAUGAUGAGUUUUAUCUGCGCAGGCUGGACGCUGGACUCUUUGUUUUACAGCUCAUCUGUUACAUCAUGGUGGAGAUCUGUAACGCUGGCAUUUCACAAUUACAGCAGCGAGUGCAUCAGAUCCUCAACAUCAGGGGAGGAUCCGUCAAAGUAGUUCGUCAUAUAAUGAGAG